This is a messenger RNA of Wasmannia auropunctata (little fire ant), 717 nucleotides long. RefSeq lists its product as uncharacterized. Lineage: Eukaryota; Metazoa; Arthropoda; Insecta; Hymenoptera; Formicidae. Bases 1 to 717 code for a protein of 238 amino acids. The record is from RefSeq and is a predicted model, not a curated record. The transcript has a single exon.
AUGCCCGAAUUCACCCCGGCUAACCCGGAGCUAUGGUUCAACAUCAUCGACCGUAGCUUCCAAGCCGCCGGUAUCACCCAGGACGCAACGAAGUUCGGAUACGCUCUCACAGCUAUCGGACCGCGUCACACUCUCGAGGUUCGGGACAUCAUAAUGAAUCCGCCUGCAGAAAACGCCUACGGCACACUAAAAGCAGAGCUCAUCAAGAGGCUCAGCCUGUUGCAGGAACACAAAACGCGACAACUCCUCGAGCACGAGAAAAUCGGCGAUCGGAAGCCUUCGCAAUUUCUGAGGCAUCUCCGGAACCUCGCCGGCACCGUGGUAGGCGAUGGCGUAUUACGCACCAUCUGGCUAAGCAGACUCCCUGCGCACAUACAGCCACACCUUGUGUCAAGAACCAACGAUACUCUUGACCAGCUAGCAGAGAUUGCGGACACGAUUAUGAAGGCAACUAAAGCUCCGACCGCCAAAAUCUCUGAAGUGGUUCCUGCUACCGACGCAAACGCCCUACACCGUUUACUGCUCGAGCAGAUAGCAGCCGUGCAGAACGAAGUCGCAGUUCUAAAAUUAAAAGAAUUAAGAGAAGGCGGCAGAGACAAAUUCCGGCCAAGGCCACGAUCCCGAUCACGUUCUGGGCAACGAAGAAAAUCUGCCUCGGGCCCAUGUUGGUACCACUGCAGGUUCGGACAAGCUGCAAAGAAAUGCCAACCACUAUGA